Messenger RNA from Lycium ferocissimum, 944 nucleotides. RefSeq names its product small RNA-binding protein 11, chloroplastic. Gene Ontology annotation, molecular function: RNA binding. Lineage: Eukaryota; Viridiplantae; Streptophyta; Magnoliopsida; Solanales; Solanaceae. The record is from RefSeq and is a predicted model, not a curated record. The transcript is spliced from 4 exons. The coding region runs from base 50 to 439 and encodes 129 amino acids.
UUUUGAGAGUCAGUUUUCACUGCCUCUUACCAUUCCACACAACAUAGCCAUGGCUGCCUUGAGAAAAUUAUUAUUACCCACUAACACAAGUGUUUUAACAUCAAACUCUGCUAUUUUCCUUUCUCGCAGAGGCAUAGCUUCUAAGCUCUUUGUUGGAGGACUCUCAUUUUACACCACAGAGAAAGGACUAUCCGAGGCAUUUUCUCAACAUGGUCAAGUUAUUGAAGCUAAAAUUGUGACCGAUAGAGUCUCAGACAGAUCCAAGGGUUUUGGAUUUGUCACCUAUGCAUCCGAAGACGAAGCAGAGAAGGCCUUGCAACAAAUGAAUGGCAAGCCUCUUAAUGGACGAGUUAUCUUUGUGGACUAUGCGAAGCCUGUAACUAAUAGCGGCGGCAUGCCAAUAGCUAGAGGUCCCCCUGAACCACCAACACAACAAUGAGUAAUCAAACAGACCACUCAGAUUCUGUGCUGCCGGAGUUGCAAGCCUUGGUCUCGCAAAAUGAUUAAUCUGGAGACCGUUCGUUUCUCUUGUAUCGAGCAACGAUGAAUUAUAAGAAUAUAUUGUAAGUCACCAUCAGCAGUCAGAAGCAAUUGGCUGUGCUUGAAAGGAUGAGUGGGAACUAUGUUGCUGCAAUUAUAAUGACUGCAAAGAUUGGCUCAAUAUGAAAAUCAUCAUUAUCUAUGUCAAAUGGUAUAUCUACUAUUACAAGGAAAUCCAGGCAGACCUCCCUAUAACAUCAUUUCAAUAUAACCACAAAGUUUUCCCUGGAAUCGAUUUUUCAUGUUAUGUUAUAUUAUACAUUUACGUAUAAUUGCAUUUUUAUUUACUGUAGCAGCCAAAUAAUAUCUGGACAGAUAACGCCGUUAUAUAAGUGGUUUGACUGUAUAUGAAAAUUUUCCAGUAGUUAAUUUGGAAAAUCCACUUCUAGUUAAUUUGUCAGUAA